Molecule: messenger RNA, 2963 nt
Organism: Durio zibethinus
Lineage: Eukaryota; Viridiplantae; Streptophyta; Magnoliopsida; Malvales; Malvaceae
Source: RefSeq, a predicted model, not a curated record
ACUUUUAUUUAUUUAUUUAUAAUUCUGGGUUCACUCUCUCCUUUUAUUUAUUGGUUUUUCAGCAAUCAAUUUCAGCUUCUCUCGCUCAUAUAUAGAAUCCAAUGCUAAAAACGUCUCAAAUUCAGUAAGGAAUAUUAUCUCCUUGUCUGGGAGGAUUUUGUUCUGCUUUGUUGUUCAGAAUCAUUUUCUUCUGCAAGAAUAUAUGGCAACUCUUUCUCCAUCCCUUACAAUAGGGCCCCAUUGCCUGAACUUUGGGGCCAGUGAAUUGUCUAAAUUGUCGGUUGUCACCCAUUUUCUUUGUAAAAACAAAAAGGGACAGAACCUUCAGGGAAUAGAUGUAGGAAGAAAUCUUUUCCCUAGAAAAGUUGUACAAAAUGCCGUGCAAUCUCCACAUUGGAGUCUUGAUUUGAGAUGCUUUGCGGCAUCACAAGUUUCUUUUGAGCAAACUGAACAAUCAUUUACUAAAACUAGCCAAGUUGAUGAACUUAAAAACCUAUCGACUUAUCUGUUUAGGACAGAAAUUGGUGGUCAGGUCAAAGUUUUUGUUAGAAAGAAAAGUGUCAAAUAUGUAGUUGAUAUUGAAGUUUCAUCCCUGCAAUUAUCCAGUGAUGAAAGUCAGCUGGUGCUAAGUGGGGGAAUAUACAGAUCUGAUCAACAUAUCAAAAACAGGAUCAUUGAAACCCCAUUUAUAGCAAGGUCUUCUAGUGAGUUGGCACUUGAGUUCGAAUUUGAAGCUAAAGAAGUGCCAUGCUACUUCUCAUUCUUGCUGAAAGCCUCCUCAGGUGCAAAUUCAAGUCGUUUGGAAAUCAGGAGUCAUAGAAAGACUAGUUUUUGUGUACCAAUUGGUUCUGAUCAAGGGUAUCCUGCUCCAUUGGGUCUUUCCUUUUCAUCUGAUGGUUCCAUGAACUUUGCAGUUUAUUCAAGAAACGCAGAAAGUUUGGUCCUGUGCUUGUAUGAUGAUACUGCAUCAGAAAAACCUGCUUUAGAGCUCGAUCUUGAUCCUUAUGUUAAUCGAACUGGUGACAUUUGGCAUGCUUCAAUUGAAGGUGCAUGGACUUUUGUGAGCUAUGGGUAUCGAUGCAAGGGGGACAGAGACACAUUUCAUGCAGAGCGUGUUCUUUUGGAUCCUUAUGCUAAAAUAAUUGGUAGUUCCAUUCCUAAUCAUUGUGAGUCUGGUCUGCUCCUGAAGCAUCUUGGUCGACUAUGCAAGGAGCCUGCUUUUGACUGGAGUGGUGAUGUUUUUCCAAACAUAGCUAUGGAAAAGUUAGUAGUAUAUCGGUUGAAUGUUAUGCGUUUUACUGAAGACAAGUCUAGUAAGCUACCUGCUAAUGUGGCAGGAACUUUCUCUGGUGUAACUGAGAAAGUACAGCAUUUAAAAGAUCUUGGCAUCAAUGCUGUCUUAUUAGAGCCAAUAUUUACAUUUGAUGAGCACAAGGGACCAUAUUUCCCAUGUCAUUUCUUUUCGCCAAUGAACCUGUAUGGGCCUGCUAAUGGUUCUGUAUCUGCUAUUAACUCAAUUAAGGAGAUGGUUAAGAACAUGCAUGCCAAUGGGAUAGAGGUCUUCCUGGAAGUGGUUUUUACCCAUACUGCUGAGGGUCGAGCCCUGCAAGGACUUGAUGAUUUAUCCUAUUAUUGCAGGAACAACAUUGAAGAUUUAGAAGCUAGAAAUGCUAUGAAUUGUAACUAUCCCGUUGUUCAACAGAUGAUUUUAGAUAGUCUUCGGCAUUGGGUGACUGAAUUCCACAUUGAUGGCUUCUGUUUCAUCAAUGCUUCAUGUCUGUUGAGAGGGUUUUAUGGUGAACAUUUGUCUCGCCCUCCCUUGGUUGAAGCAAUAGCUUUUGAUCCACUGCUCUCCAUGACUAAAAUCAUCGCAGAUUGCUGGGAUCCACAGAACAUGAUGCCAAAGGAAAUUCGUUUUCCUCAUUGGAAGAAAUGGGCAGAAAUGAAUUCAAAGUUUUGUACUGAUAUAAGGAACUUUUUGAGGGGUGAGGGUGCUCUGAGUAGUCUUGCUACACGGCUUUGUGGGAGUGGGGACAUAUUCUCAGAUGGACGAGGCCCAGCUUUUUCUUUCAAUUUUAUUGCCAAGAAUUUUGGACUUCCUCUUGUGGACUUGGUCAGCUUUUGUAAUGCUGAGUUAGCUUCAGAAAUAAGUUGGAAUUGUGGGGAAGAAGGACCUACAACUAAAACUGCUGUUCUUGAAAGAAGACUGAAACAAAUUCGUAAUUUUCUCUUUAUUUUGUUUGUUUCGCUGGGUGUUCCUGUUCUUAACAUGGGGGAUGAAUGUGGCCAAUCUUCUGGAGGUUCCCUGUCAUAUGAUAGCAGAAAAUUUUUAGAUUGGAAUGCCAUGACAACAGGUUUUGGUAUUCAAACAACCAAGUUUAUCUCAUUUUUUAGUUCGCUUAGAAUGAGGCGAAGCGACCUUCUUCAGAAAAGGAGCUUUCUCAAAGAAGAAAAUAUUGAAUGGCAAGGAAUCAAUCGGUCUCCGCCAGGAUGGCAAGACCCCUCCUGCAAAUUCCUGGCUAUGACAUUGAAGGCUGACAAAGCAGAGAGCCAGCUGAGCUCUGAGGCUUCUCAACUGAAGGGUGACCUGUUUAUUGCCAUUAAUGCGGCUGAUAAAGCAGAGAGCAUUAUUCUACCCCCACCUCUUCAAGGGAUGUCAUGGCGUCGAUUAGUAGACACAUCUUUACCAUACCCAGCUUUUUUCUCAGCUGAUGGUAAGGCUGUUCCUGAGCAAACGACAGGAUUAGUUGCUUAUGAAAUGAAGUCUCACAGCUGCACUUUAUUUGAAGCCUGCGCUGGUGGUAGUUAAUGUAUCCCCCUUUCACCCUCCAUUUUCUUCUUCGAAAGCUUUGUAGACCGGUAAAUGAUAGAGGUACAACCUUCUUUUUUGUGUCGUUAUAUUUGCAGAAUAAUUGUGUGACAACAGAUUGAAGCAUGCAAAACUGGAUGGUUUGCAAGGUGAG